Messenger RNA from Myotis brandtii (Brandt's bat), 1110 nucleotides. RefSeq names its product RAB27A, member RAS oncogene family (gene RAB27A). The record is from RefSeq and is a predicted model, not a curated record. Gene Ontology annotation, cellular component: secretory granule; melanosome. Gene Ontology annotation, biological process: positive regulation of exocytosis; melanosome transport. The transcript is spliced from 7 exons. Lineage: Eukaryota; Metazoa; Chordata; Mammalia; Chiroptera; Vespertilionidae. Bases 291 to 956 code for a protein of 221 amino acids. Gene Ontology annotation, molecular function: GTPase activity; GTP binding.
CUGGGCUGGGCUGGAGGCUGCGGCUGCCUCUCCGCUGGCCUCGGUGGCUGAGCCUGCCAGGAAAGUUGCUUUGCUGCACCCAGGCCCUGGAUGGCCGUCGCACAGACCCCACGAUGACAGCUGGCCGGGACGGAGGUCUGCUUGGGCGCGAGACAAAAAGUCAGCUUUUUGAAGAGGACAUGUGAUUGGAAGUUGUCUAAUUGUUGAAGUGUUGGGAACUCCAGUCUCUAAAGUCUUAGAAAAACAACUGAGGAUUUAUACUUUGUCAAGGUGAACCAGAGUUCUUCAUUAUGUCUGAUGGAGACUAUGAUUACCUCAUCAAGUUUUUAGCUUUGGGAGACUCUGGAGUAGGGAAGACCAGUGUACUUUACCAGUACACAGAUGGCAAAUUCAACUCCAAAUUUAUCACAACAGUGGGCAUUGAUUUCAGGGAAAAGAGAGUGGUGUACAGAGCCAAUGGGCCAGAUGGAGCCGUUGGCAGAGGCCAGAGAAUCCACCUGCAGUUGUGGGACACAGCAGGGCAGGAGAGGUUUCGGAGCUUGACAACAGCAUUCUUCAGAGAUGCGAUGGGGUUUCUUCUGCUUUUUGAUCUGACAAAUGAACAAAGUUUCCUCAAUGUCAGGAACUGGAUAAGCCAGCUACAAAUGCAUGCAUAUUGUGAAAACCCAGAUAUAGUGUUAUGUGGGAAUAAGAGUGAUCUGGAAGACCAGCGAGCAGUGAAAGAGGAGGAGGCCAGAGGACUUGCAGAGAAAUAUGGAAUCCCCUACUUUGAAACUAGCGCUGCCAACGGGACAAACAUAAGCGAGGCGAUCGAGACGCUCCUGGACCUGAUAAUGAAGCGGAUGGAGCGGUGCGUGGACAAGUCCUGGAUUCCCGAAGGCGUGGUGCGGCCCAAUGGCCACCCCUCUGCUGACCAGUUAAGUGAAGGAAAGCCGAAGGGGGCCUGUGGCUGUUGAAGAGUCACGUGAGCUCCACGAUGAAUUGCGUGGCCCGUGUCUGUAAUCUCCUCUAUGGGUGACACACGGCACAGAGAGGGAUUAACGGGCAUUGUGUUCAGACUCCUCACUAUCCCGAUUAGGCCAAUCAAUAAAGCAUCCAGUUUUAAAAUCA